Messenger RNA from Aspergillus oryzae RIB40, 2088 nucleotides. RefSeq lists its product as uncharacterized. Lineage: Eukaryota; Fungi; Ascomycota; Eurotiomycetes; Eurotiales; Aspergillaceae. The coding region runs from base 1 to 2088 and encodes 695 amino acids. The record is from RefSeq and is a predicted model, not a curated record. The transcript is spliced from 2 exons.
AUGGAUAUGGCUGAUACAAGUAUCCCCAUGGAGUAUGAUCCAAGGAAAUAUGAGGAUCCCAAGAUCUCUACGUUGGAAACUGCUCUCAAAGAAGGAUUGCUUGCCUUGAAUAAGCUACAACAGGCUUUUGAAGGGUCAGAUGUCCGGAACGCCGACAUCGACUGGAAACCACAAAUCGAAAGAACGCUUUCGAUUUCGCAGACUGAAAAGGUGAUUAUUGGAUUAAACGGAAGCACCGGCGCCGGUAAGUCUUCGCUUAUCAACGCCAUUGUCGAUGAAGAGAACAUCGUCGCGACAAAUUGCAUGCGCGCUUCCACAGCGGUAGCAACGGAAUUGUUAUACAAUGAUGGGGAAUCACGGUAUAAGGCGCAAAUUGAAUUCAUUGAACUCAGAGAUUGGGAGCAAGAAUUGCGUAUUCUGUUUGAAGAUCUUCUCGACAGUCACGAGGACGUGAUCCGAGGGGACCUGCAGAAAAACUCCGAUGCUGCGGUAGCUCUUGAUAAAAUCAAAGCCGUAUAUCCACUACUGGAAGUGAAAGACAUCCUGAACACUUCAGUUGAAGCGCUUAUGGAGCAUUCAAAUGUCUCAGAUCUGCUUGGGAGUGUCCAUGUCUUCGAACAAAACGACCCCAAGGUUUUUUCACGGAUGGUCAAGUCCUACAUAGACAGCAGGGGGAGAAGGGGCAGGUCUGAGAAGGGCCCGGAGAAAGGCCGGGAUAUGAAGUACUGGCCGCUAAUUCGCGUGGUCCGAAUUUUUCUUAAGGCCCCGGCGCUGAUUACAGGCGCUGUCUUGGUCGAUUUGCCUGGCCUUCACGAUACAAAUGCUGCACGUGUGGAAGUAGCAAAGGAGUACUCGAAGCGUUGCUCUGCCCAUUGGAUUAUCACUCCAAUCAAUCGCGCCGUUGACGACAAAGUUGCACGCGAUCUCCUAGGGCAGAGUUUCAUAAUGCAAAUGCAAAUGGACUGCAGCUUCAACAACAUUACCUUCGUCUGCACCAAGACAGAUCAUAUUACCGUCAGUGAGGUUCAGGACUCUUUGAAACUCAGACUACCGUCAAUGCAAGAGCGCGAGCAACGAGAUCGAAAACGUGCGCAACUUGGUGCUGAACUGAAACUGCUCCAAGAAGGGAAGGGGCGUGUUAUGGAGGAGUUGAGCUUACUUGAUGAUGAGAUCGAGGAACUUGAGUCUUGUUUGUUCAACGAAGAAAGUUCUUUGAACCUGUCUCAACUAACCCCCAUAAAAAGAAAAAGACAUAGUGAUCUUGAAAUGGACGUCACCGCCAAUCCUAACGCAGAAGUCCCAAGCACGCCCAUUCUGCAUGUCUCCGCCACAGAUACGCAGCCCUCGGCAGAUUCUGAAAUUGAUGAGCUACUAAGGAAGUUUCGGUCUCUCAAAUCUGAGCGGAAGGUAUUGGAUACCCAACGACGAGAAAUCUACCAGCAGAUCCAAAUCAACAAAGCAGCAUUGAAGCGAGUACAGGCAGAAUCUGAUAAUAUGAGGGCGGAUACUCUUAGUGAGUGCAUCGAGGCCAGGAAUGAGUAUUCAAAACAUGAGAUUAAAAGAGAUUAUGCAAAUGGCAUUCGUGAUCUGGACGAGGAGGAUCAGGAUACAUUGGCCCCCAGUGACAGGUCUAAGCUGGCCCGAAACUACAAGAAAAUAGAAGAUGAACUCCCUGUGUUCACUGCAUCCGCUAGAGCUUACCAGAAACUUCGUGGUAGGCUCCGGAAGGAAAGCGCUGUAGCCGGGUUCACACAGCUAGAGCAGACUGAAAUUCCUCAGUUACAGCGUCAUUGCAUUAGCUUAACAGAAAGGGCAAGAGAGGCUUCUGCGAUGCGAUUUUUGACCCAGCUCAAGCAAUUGUUCCAAUCGAUAUCUCUUUGGUCACUGGAAACUGGCCAGGCGCAUAUCAUGUCCGCCGAGGAGAUCCAAGAAUUAGAAGCCGAGUUCAACUCCACUAUGGUAGAAUUGAAAGAGACAAUGGUGGCCGAAGUUGAGAAGCAUAUCGAUUCCCUUCGGCAUGAAUUCGAAAAAACCAUCAUAAGAAGAUUCGGUACAUUCUUUUUCAGUAAUGCACCUGACAGGCAUUAA